AAAGCAUGAUCUGAAAGAAAAAACAUCGACGUGGGAAGGGGUAGAAACUGAGAAACUGAGUCUUGAAAUGCUCGACUGUGCUCGACAUCGACAACACACAUCACAGUUGCAAAUGGCAGACGUGUAACAUUUAUGAUCAAAAGAUCUAUUUUUUUUUCCGUUUAAUCCAAGUAUAUCUAUAACCUUUUUUAUUUUGUAAAUAAAUAAUAAUAAGAGGAAAACAGUUAUUCAAAAGUUGAUUUUUACUGAGAGACAUAUAAAACAAAUUGUUUUUAAUUGAAAAGUUUUAGAAAAAACACAAACACAUUUAUAUUAUAUAGGUAUUGAAUUUUUUUAAAAGGACAAUGGCAAAAUUGAUCAAUAUUUUUCGAACUGAUAAGCCGGUUGAAUUGACAAAACGACAAUUACCUUUAAAUGUUGACAGUCAUCUUACUAUGAUAAUGGACAUUAAUGAAUUAGAAUACGUUUGUGAAAGUUCAAUAAUCAAUUGCAUACAGUUUGAUGAAUUUUCUAAAAAAUUGAAUAUUCUUACUAAAAAGGAGCUCAAGGCAUCAUUUGAGGUGUCGGAAAAAGACAUGCUUGAAAUUCUUCGACAAACUGUACCAUGUGUAGGUUGUCGCCGAAGCGUGGAAAGGCUGUUUCAAAAUUUGAUGUCAUUAAAGAAUCACGCACUCGAUCCAUUAGUUAUUACUGCUGAUGGCAUGAUAACUUUGUCCGAUAAAGUAUUGAGAUCUCCUUCUCGACUUUGUUCUAUGUUACAAGAUCACAGUGCUCGACUCUUGACACUAUUAGAAAAACAACCGAGAAAUAAAAAAUCUCGUCGAUGUAUUCUUCACUCUCUGGAGGUACAGCGUGCAGGACCAACUCCUAGUAGCUGGAAAGAAGCCUGGAACUUAAUGGAACAACCUUGUCGAGAACAGUUAACACUUAUUAAACAUGAAGCUUUAGAAACUACUCUCGACAAUUAUCUUCGUAAACACCGAUUUUGUAAUGAAUGUCGUACUAAAGUUGUGCUUGCAUCAACAUUACUUAUGACAGAACCUGACUCGAUCAAAGAAAAAGGCUAUGUUCCUGGACUUUAUGCAGGAAUAAAGAGAUGCAUUUCUAAUCGACACGUUCAUUUACCAGCAGAUGAUGAAUAUAUUCAAAUAUUAGUUGACAAAACUCAAUCAGAAAGCAUGGGAAGGGAACGUCACGCUAAAACUUUAGAUGUUGCUCAAGAAGAAGUAUUAACUUGCCUUGGAAUAUGUGUUAUUGAAAAAUUACAUCGAGUAUUAAAGUGUUUACGUGAAGAAGAAGCUAUGUGUCAAGUUUUUGCAGCAGUUGCGAUUGAUGCACUUGCAAGAAAUUUUCACAUGGCAGUUGAAGUAAAACAGGGAAUAACACAGUUAGAACGUUUAUAUGAAGAAUUAGAACGUGAAAAACUCGUUAAACAACAGCGUCUUGAAAAAUUACGUUUAAAAAGAAGAAAAAAAAAGGAAAAACGUCAAGAAAAUAGCGAAGAAAAAGAAAAUAAAUGUGAUAGUGUAGAAGAUAGAAGUGAAGAAAACAGUGAUUGUAUAGAUACACAAUCAUUAGAAAAUAAUGAUAGGCAAAAACUUCAAAUUUUGACUGCAAAAAUAAAAAAUCAGUCAAAAUAUAAAAAUAUCGAUUAUCAAAAAAAAACAAACUUGACAGUUUCUCAAACAACAAAUUUAUUAUUACCACCAUUGAGAAAAAAUAAAUUAGUGGAAGAAUCGAAAAUUGACAAAGAUAACAAUAAAAUUCCAAUCAAUGAUGUUGCUAAAACAUUGCAAGAUGAGACGUGUUCAUGUUGUGAAGAGUUUUAUGAUGAAUGUCCUAAUGAAUUAUUAAAAUGGAUGCGAGUUAAUAAAACUAGGGAUUUAACUAGCCUCGCACCAAGUGAACCAUCCUCACAGGAUUGCGGAUAUUCAUCGGAGCACAAUGUUAGCAGCUCAUCAAUGCCAAGCACACCUGAAGGUUCUGAAGUUGCGUGCAGCGAAGCAUGUUGUGAAAGAGAAAUAGAGGAGUGUCAAGAUACUCAGCUUUAUAAUAAAUUCGACGAUCAUUCUAGUGUAUUUUCACUUGGAAAUGAUAGUUCAGGUCCAACAUUGCUUCAAAUGCUCAAGUUACAGAAUAGGCACCCAUCGGAAGAUGACACUGAAAGUUAUAUUCCAGCGGAAGAAGUACAAGAGUUUAAAGCUCGUAUGUGCCAAUUGCAUGAAAAACGUUUAGAAUUACGAAAAAAUCUACGAUAUCGUUUUGCAAUGCUAUGCAGUCAUUACAAACCGUUUGGCAUUCCUCAUUAA
Messenger RNA from Aphidius gifuensis, 2309 nucleotides. RefSeq names its product gametogenetin-binding protein 2-like. The coding region runs from base 345 to 2309 and encodes 654 amino acids. NCBI's taxonomy places the organism in Eukaryota, Metazoa, Arthropoda, Insecta, Hymenoptera, Braconidae. The transcript is spliced from 7 exons. The record is from RefSeq and is a predicted model, not a curated record. Gene Ontology annotation, cellular component: nucleus; cytoplasm.